This is a messenger RNA of Oryctolagus cuniculus (rabbit), 1250 nucleotides long. It is a transcript of the gene RRP15, whose product is annotated as ribosomal RNA processing 15 homolog. Gene Ontology annotation, biological process: maturation of 5.8S rRNA; maturation of LSU-rRNA. Gene Ontology annotation, cellular component: preribosome, large subunit precursor. The record is from RefSeq and is a predicted model, not a curated record. NCBI's taxonomy places the organism in Eukaryota, Metazoa, Chordata, Mammalia, Lagomorpha, Leporidae.
UUAUACGUUUCCCCAAUCUACGUUCUGACAGGUUCCAGCUCUGAACCGCAGGCAGGCUGGCCCUGCCGCGGAACUGUUGUCUGCGGAACUACAUGCGGAAGUUCCUUUCGUUGCCCCCGGACGCAACUCUGAGGGGUACUUCCGGUGAGAGAAAAAUGGCUGCGGCCGUUGCGAGCUCACGUGUGAGUGCGGGGAAGAAGCUGAAAAAUUCGCUAAAGAAGAAGAAGAAGGUGAAAAUGAUUGCCAAAGUCAUAGCAUCAGAGCUGGAAGAGGAGGUGAAAGAUGCUUCCGACAGUGGAGGAUCUAUAGGAAGCUGUGGAUCAGAAAAGGGUCAUUUUUCUGAUGAUGAAGCAAUAGAUGCUGACAAUGAGGAUGAUGCUGAACCCUGUGACAAAGAAAAUGAAAAUGCUGGAGAAUCAUGUGCUGGAACUAAUAUGGGCUGGGCAGAUGCCAUGGCUAAAAUCCUCAACAAGAAAACGCCUAAAAGUAAACCCACCAUUCUAGUCAAAAAUAAAGAACUGGAAAAGGAAAAAGAAAAGUUAAAGCAAGAAAGACUUGAGAGAAGAAAACAGCUUGAUAAGAGGCGGGAGUGGGAAAUGAUGUGCAGAGUAAAGCCAGAUGUUGUCAAAGACAAAGAAGCAGAGAGAAAUCUUCAGAGAAUUGCAACGAGGGGUGUGGUGCAAUUAUUUAAUGCUGUCCAAAAACAUCAAAAGAAUGUUGAUGAAAAGGUUAAAGAAGCUGGAGGUUCUAUUAGAAAGCGUGCUAAAUUGAUAUCAACUGUUUCUAAGAAAGAUUUCAUCAGUGUUUUGAGAGGAAUGGAUGGAACUGCAAAUGAGAAAAGUUCAACUGAGAAGAACUCAAAAGCCAAACAGACUAAAGCGAAAUCAGAAGAGGGUCCAGGUUGGACGAUCCUACGUGAUGAUUUCAUGAUGGGAGCAUCUAUGAAAGACUGGGACAAGGAAAGUGAUGGGCCAGAUAACAGCAGACCAGAAUCUGCAAGUGACUCCGACGUGUAAAAUAAUAGAAGCAACAUAGUUUUCAGUUUAUUUUUCUUACAAAGAUACUCUGUCCUCCGGCAGUUUGGGAAUUAUAAUGAUACCAUUUGUAAGAAAGCCAAAAGACUUACUAGCUUUGAUGUUCCCCCUUUACAUGUAAACUUUGUUAAAACUGUAUUUUCAACUUUUGUAUAAUUUUAGGCGUUGUUCCUCAAAACAUUUGCAACAAAAAAUAUAUCCACUUGAUCAGCAAGA